AUGACUGGCAUCCCAAACAUGGCGGGCAACAGUCGGGCGCAACGGCUUGGCUCCCUUUACAGAUUUUCACGUGUCAGCAUAACUUACGUAAAUCUCGAACUUUUUGACGGGCAGGGACGGGCUCUCACGGGCCUAAAAAGCAGGCGCGACGGGAGUCAUAGCCAGCCUCAAUGGCCAACAAGGGUCGCAAAUACAGCAGGCAAGUCGCACUCGCAACGGACAUGCUGGAUCCCGCAAACCUUGCAUGCCCCUACAUGGAGGGCUUCUCGUGGGCAGUCGUACAGUACGUGGAACGAAGCAAAAGGGCGGCGCCAGCUGUCAAUAGCUUACUUGCUAUCAGUGUUCUAUUUCCUUAUUCUUCUCCUUAUUUCGGGAAAGGGCAUUGCACUGGACUGGCAGGCUGGUUUGGAAUAUGCCUCCUUCCUUGCAGCGACCGCCUCUGCUCCACCUGCAUCCGUUGCCGCACCACCCAUCUCCUUCAGCCUCUGGCCAAGCCAAGUCACCAUCGCAUCGACCUCCCCGCCCCAAAUCUUCCCGUCCUCGGUCCCCUGCCAAAGCCUCAUCGACCCCUACCUUGUCUUCGCCGUCACCGUCACCAACAUUAUUCCGCUCACCAAGCUUUACAGCGCCUCCAUCGCCUUCCCCCACACCAUUUCGCCGUCCUCCACCUGCGCGUUCUCCGACAUCACCACCGCCUGCGAAGCGGCCAUCGCCUUUCAAAUCACCAUUACACCGUCCUCCACCUGCGCGUCCUCCCACAUCGCCACCGCCUGCGAAGCGGCCAUCGCCUUUCAAAUCACCAUUACACCGUCCUCCACCAGCGCGUCCUCCCACAUCGCCACCGCCUGCGAAGCGGCCAUCGCCUUUCAAAUCACCAUUACACCGUCCUCCACCAGCGCGUCCUCCCACAUCGCCACCGCCUGCGAAGCGGCCAUCGCCUUUCAAAUCACCAUUACACCGUCCUCCACCUGCGCGUCCUCCCACAUCGCCACCGCCUGCGAAGCGGCCAUCGCCUUUCAAAUCACCAUUACACCGUCCUCCACCUGCGCGUCCUCCCACAUCGCCACCGCCUGCGAAGCGGCCAUCGCCUUUCAAAUCACCCACCGGCCUCGGCCGCUACCGCCCUACCCAGCCCAUCGAAUCUCCCCCGUCCAAAUUCCUAAUACCUUCAUCGUCCCCAUCGGCUCAACAGCUGCUGAUGGGACACCCGAAAGGGCGCCCCAGCCAGCAGCCAGUUACACCAGGCCAGACCAAUGGGGCCUCAUAUUCCCUUAG
Molecule: messenger RNA, 1275 nt
Organism: Volvox carteri f. nagariensis
Lineage: Eukaryota; Viridiplantae; Chlorophyta; Chlorophyceae; Chlamydomonadales; Volvocaceae
Exons: 6
Coding region: 1-1275 (424 amino acids)
Source: RefSeq, a predicted model, not a curated record